GAGCAGUACACUAAUUCUGGUGAGUCCUAAUCCAUCACUUGCCACAAAGCCUUCGUUAAUUCCUUGGAGUGGCCUAAUCUAUAUCCAUUGUGAUAACGGACAAAAGUUUAUUAAAGUUCAGAUCCAAGAGGUGGUUGCACAGAGUGUGUCUGGAGCAGACUUUCCUGCUAGAAGACGUGAUAUAUUUACUCCACAGUCUGAAAAUCCUGCUAUUCAUGUGGCAAGGCCUCUCUCAGUGCUCCCUCUAACAAGAAUGGAAUUAAAGAACAGAACCGUUGUUUUUCCGAAAACAAGGCCUGGCCAAAGCUCAGAAAGUUACCUGGAAAUGGAGAAUAAAGGGGACGAAAACAUGAAGUGGCAUUUGUCAUCUUUUGCGCCACCAUAUGUUAAAGAUGUGGAUAGAACUGGUUGUGUUUAUAGGGUUACUUACUCCGCUUUCAGAUGUUCCCGUGUUUCUGGUACUCUUGAAGCUCAUGGAAAAGAGAAGGUUGCUGUAAUCUUUAUACCUAGAGAUAAAGGGGAUUACUGCCAGUUCUGGGACCUUGAAUGUCACCCAGUUGAAAAACCUAGUUGGAAACAUAAAUUAAGAUUUCAAUUGUCUGGAACAGGUAGUAGAACAGAAAAUGAAACUUCAGUUGUGAAAGCUUCUGCAAGUGCCCUCACAGAAACUGAGCUUCCAGUUAUACCAGAAACGGUUUACUCUGAAGCACGUACAAUGAAAGCAGGACAAAAUCAGGUAAUUCGAGGGGUAUAUGCACCAGAAGACUUGUACACUUUUCCUCCAACCAGAGUUGGGGAAUCAUGCACGUUGAAGGUCAACUUGCGGAAUAAUUCCUUUACAACAGACUUUCUGACAUUUGUAAGUCCCAGUGAGCCUUUCUACAUCAAGCACUCAAAAUACUCUCUAAGAUCCCAUCAUUACAUCAAUGUACCAGUCCAGUUCAAGCCAAAGGAAGAAGGAAACUUUGAAGGUGUCUUCGUUGUGCUGUCAACCAAAUAUGGCUCAGUUAAUAUUCGGCUAUGUGGUAAAGCUAUUGCAAAAAAUAGUCAAAACAGUUUUAUAAGUGACAAUAACUUAUAA
Molecule: messenger RNA, 1081 nt
Organism: Leptosomus discolor (cuckoo roller)
Lineage: Eukaryota; Metazoa; Chordata; Aves; Leptosomiformes; Leptosomidae
Source: RefSeq, a predicted model, not a curated record